Molecule: messenger RNA, 1197 nt
Organism: Vitis vinifera (wine grape)
Lineage: Eukaryota; Viridiplantae; Streptophyta; Magnoliopsida; Vitales; Vitaceae
Product: large ribosomal subunit protein eL20z
Exons: 6
Coding region: 449-757 (102 amino acids)
Source: RefSeq, a predicted model, not a curated record
AAGCCAAGGGCAUAUUCCAUAGAACACAAGUCAUGAUUAAGAGAGCAUUCGAGAUAAAACGACGUCGUUUUAUGAGUUUCCUUGUACCGACCAACCUCUCCUUGGCAGUAUCAAUCUCCCGUUCAUAAAACCAGAGAGAAAACAGUGUAUUGAAGUCCUCAUCGAUCGAUGAGUCGAGGCAAAUCCUACACUUUUUCUGAAGGGCCCAAGAGGGAAAAGGCAGUUCUCAACAGAGGCAGCUUCACUUUCAGCAGAAGCCGCUUCUUCCAUCACUGUUACUCAACCAACGAAUUGCAAUUUGGAAUAGAGGAAAUUGUUAGCAAUUGUUAGUGAUAUGGGUGGCUAUUAAAUCUGUUCUGCAGUUUGUUGCCUCUAUGUUGAGGCAGGCGCAUUGAAAGGCAGACUAAGGAGCUGAGGGUAUCAACUUGCUAAAGUAUCAGUAGGAUACAUGGAUCAGAGGCUCUCCACAGAUGGAAAGGAAUAUCAAAAUGGUGAUUAUAUCCUUCUUAAAGAUGAUGAAAACCCCAAUUUGGGAGUCUACGACAAACCCCUUCCUUGCUUUGGCUGUGGAAUAGGAUGGUUUUCUCUUCUGCUUGGAUUUGCUUUCCCAUUGAUGUGGUACUAUGCUACAAUUCUCUAUUUCUGUAACUACUAUCAAAAGGAUCCUAGGGAACGAGCAGGACUUGCUGCCUCUGCAAUUGCUGCUUUGAUAUGUACAAUUGCCAUGGUGAUUACAGUAGCUGUUAUGAUAUUCUAGUUGAUCACUACAAUUCCAUCUUGGUUCCUGCCAUUUGUAUGGAGCUGCUUCAGAUAAAGUCCGAACAAGUGAUGUGUAUGAUAAAGCCCUCCAUACGGUAAUCUUAGCAAAGCACCAAUGCAGAAAAACGGUGUUGCCCAAGGUUUAGCAGUCUGAAACUUAUACGAUAUUUAGGUAUCUCUUUAGCUUUGUGCAUAAUACGAACUGUGUAUAUUACUCUACCCAACUGUUUGAUACCAUUUAUUGGGAUGUUUAUGAGCUAGGGACUAGUAAAUGAAAAUUGUAAAGAAUAAGAACUUGCUUUGUUUAGUACUGAAAUGGCUGGAACUGUCUCUCAUUGUCUGAGAUUAUCUUGGUAGAAAAGCCAUUCCUAAUGGGUGAUGAUUUUGUGGUCUUUUUGAACUGAAAUGAUUGAUGGGUAUGGGGUGAAUUUUAAUGAA